CACCCAUUGAAUACAGAGCCAGCAGAAGACAUGCAGCACCGCCCAUGAGCUGUAGUUAAUGCAGAUCAUUUCAACUGGAUCCCGCCACAGACUGUUAAUAUGUCACUAACGCGGAAUGAACUGCAACGACACUUGUAGACUGGUCGUUUGACGGCGGAAAAUAAAGCUGCACGUAUCCGGAUCAUUAGAGCGCACAAAAAACAGUAACAAAAAUCACCCAAAGGGUGUUCUGAUUUGUCUUCUGGAGGGGCAUCAGAAGGCUCCAUAAAAUGACCCAAUCUGUGCACAUAACUUCCAAACUGCCAAAUCUUAGUGCCCCUUUUCAUUGCUCUACUGAGGAAGAAACAGAUCAAGGUAGCUCCUAUUCUGUACAGACACCCUAUGGAUUCCACCUGGACCUUGAUUUUCUCAAGUAUGUUAAAGAAAUAGAGAGUGGGCACAGCAUUCGUAGGCCUAAUGUUAACACUCGUAAAGGAUCAAGAGGCGACCGAGCCUACCAGAGGAAUCUGGGUAUCGGGGGUAGGACCAGUGGCUGGACCUCCACUGAGUCACUUUCAUCAACAACAAGUGAGAAUGGCCAAGCUAAUCCACCUUUUCUCCAGAGCCCCAUCACAUCACCCAGCAAAUCACAACCACUUUCUCCAUCACCAGUGAUCAGUCCAAGUCUACCUGCUUUCUCGAAAGUGCCACCACCACCUCCACCGCGUAACCCUAGGGUAGAGCGAACUCUCCUUGAAACAAGCAUUCGAUUACAACAGGAACAAAGUCAGUUUUCCAGUGGAUUAGGCUCCAAUUUCCUUGACCUUUCCAAAGUGAGUUCCAAAGCUGGCGGAUCCAAUAGUGACUUCUCUAUAGCUUCUUCCCAGCUUUCUCCAGAUGCACGCAUGCUACAGAUAUCACCUGCUGUGCAGAACCCCCUUACUAGUGGCUGGACCAGAGCUAGUCCUCAGACUUCUGGAAGGUGCACUCCAGCCUCCAGCUCAGGAACAUCUUCAUUGCCUCCUGGGCAGCUUCAGACUGUCCGAGAACAGAUGGCUGCAGCCCUUAGGCAGCUGAGAGACAUGGAAGAGAGAGUGAAAGGAGUACCAGUCCUAGAAAGAGAAGUGGCAUUGCUCCGUGCCGAAAAGGAAAGGUUGACUCUGGAACUUCAAAAGAAAACAGAGAAACUUGAUGCUACUCUCAAACUGAAUGUCUCCACUGCAGCAGUAGUGGAAGCAGGAGCAGUAGAGGAAGUAAAUAAGCCUCCUAUCAUUACUAUAGACAAAAGAUCCAUUGCAGUAGGUGGUGAAAUCCCUCUUGAGACAGUAAAAGUCUGCAAACAUCAGGUAGUCAAGGAUGCUGCUGUUGAAGCUUCUGUUGAGGUUUGUCAUGCAGCUGUUGAGACUGAAGACAAUGCCAUGCUUGAUGAGGAAAUACAGGCUGUAGUGGAUACAGAAGAUGUGGCUGUCUGGGUAAUAGAAUCAUUUCUAGGGCUUCAAAGUGAGACAGAACGAGAAAUUGAUACACUGCAGCAUACCAUCGAAUUUCAACAAGAAUCAAUUCAGGUUCUAGAGACCCGAUUAACUCAGGUCAAUCAAGACCUGGAUGCAUUAAGGUUGCAAGAAACAGAGAGGACAUCCAAGAUUAUGUUGGACAAAGCGUCACUAGCCAAACCAGAGACAGUCAAUGCCCAAAUGGAAACGUGUCCUGAGGUUUGUUCAAAAACAUCAGUUGGAGUGGGGGUUCCAGAUGUGACUGACAUUUAUUGCUUUUCAAAGACAAAAAAUGACCAAUGCGUACAAACAGACCCUGUGGAAACUUCAAAGGAGAAAGCUGUGACACUGGUAAGCACCGGUAUCCAGUGGGAAUCCAGUCUCUACGUUAGUGAUACACAAGAGAGUGAAGAACAGACCUCUUCUUCAGAGGCUGCAGGCCCUCUGAAGUCUAUCAUGAAGAGGAAGGAUGGGAGUGGUUCUGGUGCAGCUUCCAGCGGUGGCAAAAAGAGCUUGAAGUUUGUUGGAAUUUUAAAUGGAGGGUAUGAAUCGACCUCUAGUGAGGAGGAUGAGGAAGAGGAUAAGGAGAGUUCCUCAGAUGGAAGUGAGGCUGGUUUGUGUUCAGACAGCAGUGUGGAAGAGGAGGCAGCUCUGGAGGACACGUCUGAUGAGGAGAUUAAUAUAAAUGUGGAUGAAAUAGACAGUGAUGAGAACACAGCAGCUGGAACUGAAGAUCUGAAGGAUCAGGCAGAGGAAGUGAAGGAAAAGUUUGAACUAAGUGCCGAAAUGCGUGAGGCUUGUUUGAUUUUGAAGAACCACCUUAAUGAUGGAUCCAAAACAGCGAAGAGUAAAGAAGUGCUGUCCAGCACUCAUACCAUUCAGCUGGAAUGGUUCAGAGUAUCCAGUGCAAAGAUGGCCCAACUGUCACGUGUGUCAAAUUACCUGAUGGCUUUCUCAGAGGUGUCCCCUGUCCUGCUGCAACACAUAGUCAACAUGACGGACGGCAACGGCAACACUGCUCUGCACUACAGCGUCUCCCACUCCAACUUCACAGUAGUGGACCUACUGCUGGACACAGGCAUGUGUAAUGUGGAUCAGCAGAAUAAAGCAGGUUAUACGGCUGUGAUGCUGGCAGCACUGUCAGCAGUGAAGGAGGAAGACGACAUGGCUGUGGUCCAGAAACUCUUCCGUCUGGGCAACGUUAAUGCCAAGGCCAGCCAAGCAGGACAGACAGCUUUGAUGCUGGCAGUGAGUCACGGGCGGCAGGAGAUGGUGCGAGCGCUGCUGGACUGUGGUGCUAAUGUGAACAUUCAAGAUGAUGAGGGCUCCACAGCUCUGAUGUGUGCCAGUGAACACGGCCGAGCUGAGAUCGUCUCUUUACUUCUGGAGCAGCAUGGUUGUGACAUUACAGUCAUAGACAAUGAUGGCAGUAAUGCUCUCUCCAUUGCCCUGGAGGCGUCCCACAAUGACAUUGCUGUCUUACUGUAUGCCCAUAUGAACUACUCCAAAACACAGGGAGAUGUAACACCUAAAGCAAACCCCCGGGGCCCGCCCAGUCCAAGAUGAACAUGGCCCUCAGAGUGACACAUGGAUACAAAAGGAUAUAAAACUAAGACUAACUAGCUUUACUGGAAGAUUAACAAUGUAUAUGUUACAAGUUUAAAUGUAUUUAUAUUGUAUUCACUGAGUAUUAAGUCUUUAUUCAAAUACUGAAUGCGUUAUACUGCAGAUAGAAUAAUAUGUAUCCACAUUAAUGUAAGACAGGUCAUAUUUCUCAUUCAUGUCCUACAGGUAGGUUUAAAAUCUGGAAACACGUUAUCUGGAAUAAUUACAGUUUAUGUGUAAUGCUAUCAUGAUUACAUGGUGUGGUUUAACUGAAACGUUAGGCUACGUAUCAUGAUGCAUUAUCUUAUUUCACAUUUUGUUGUGGAAUGCUUCCCUAACCUUCAAUAAUCAUUAAAACCGCACACACAAACACACACCGUGGCUUCCCAACAAGGGCAGCCUGUGAGCGGUGUAAUGACAUGCUGUUUGUAAAAGGGCAGAAACAAACACCUACAUUUAUUCUACAUGGACUCCACCCUUGUUUCCCACCACAGUGCUUUAUUUUUAUCUUCAAAUCUAAUUGAGGCAUGUGAUGAUCUGAUGGUGGUCUUUUAUCGGAGUAGUUUUAUUCUCUCAUGAUCUUUAUCCCAAACAAACAUUAAUUGGCAAAUACAGUGUCCCCAAAGUAUUUGAACAGUUAAAAUGUGAUAAUGAAUGUCAUUGUAUUAAAUAAAAGAAUAUAAGAUAACACAAGCUUGCUUUUUAAGCAAAAAAUAAAUAAAUAAAUAAAAUAAAUAACAAAAAUAAGUACUUGGACACUUUAUGGUUGUGAAAUGUUAGUGUAACAUGUCCAAAGUUAAAGGGAUAGUUCACCCAAAUAUGAAGAUUCUCUCAUCAUUUACUCACCCCCACACCAUCUCAGAUGUGUGACUUUAUUCUGCAGAAACAAAGAUUUUUAGGUCCUCACAAUGCAAGUGAAUGGUGACCAAACUUUUGAAGCUCCAAAAUCACAUAAAGGCUGCAUAAAUGUAAUCCAUAAGACUCCAGUGUUUCAAUCCAUGUCUUCAGAAGCGAUAGGUUAGGUGUGGGUGAGAAACAGAUCAAUAUUUAAGUCCUGUUGUACUAUAAAUCUCCACAUUCACUUUCACAUGCUGCUUCUUUUGUUUUUGGCAACUUUCUUUGUGCAUAUCACCACUUAUUGGUCUGGGAGAAUUUAUAGUAAAGAAGUACUUAAAUAUUGAUGUGUUUCUUACCCACACAUAUUAUACAGCUUCUGAAGAUAUACAUUUAACCACUGCAGUCAUAUGGAUUACUUUUAUGCUGCUUUUAUGAGCUUCAACAUUUUGGUGCCCAUUCACUUGCAUUGUAUGGAUCUACAGAGCUGAGAUAUUAUUCUAAAAAUCUUAAUUUGUGUUCUGCUGAAGAAAGAAAGUCAUACACAUCUGGGAUGGCAUGAAGGUGAGUAAAUAAUGACAGAAUUUUCAUUUUUGGGUGAACUAUUGCUGUGGUUACUCAUCUAGGACACCUGUGUGAAAUUAAGGGGAACUGACUUGAUGUAUCCCCUAAAAAUUACACCAGUUGUUUAGAAGUCAUUGAAAAAAUGGCUUAGAAGUGCAAAGUUAUUACUGCAACUUGCUUUGAUAUUUCAUUAUCUAAUGCAAUGCCAUGCAAACAUUUUAAUUUUAACUUAAAUGUCCAAAUACUUCUUGGGUCCACAGUACAGUCUUAACAGACAGACAUAGAGAGCUUAAACUUAAGGAUACUGUCUGUUUUCUAAGAUUUCCUUUCCAUUUAUGAUUGUUUACUGACCGUUAGUGUUAAGCUGGAUCAUUAACAUUAACAUUCAUCAAAUAAUUGAACACUGCACUUGGCACACACGGUUUAUUUAUGGUUGGUCAGAAACCAGGUGUUGAGUUCAAUACCUGCUAAAACUAAAGUUGAAAAAAAAAAAGAAAAAAAAAAAAAAGAAAAUUCAUUUCAUUUUAUUUGCUCAGUUAAAUGUAUUUUAAUGUAUUCAAUGGUUCUAUUUUUUACAGCCUUUAAGUAAUGUUGUGUACUAUUUCUGCUUUGUCAGUAUUUGUUUGUACUCAAAAUUGUGUGCUUUGUUUUAAUGACUGUAUUGUUUUACAAUUGUAUCAUGUUAUGCAGCUUUGGCUACUUAAAGGAAUAUUCCAGGUCAGUCGACCGCGUUUGUGGCACAGUGUUGAAUACCACAAAAAAUAAUUUCAACUCGUCCCUUUUCUUUAAAAAAAAUAAAAUAAAAAAAAAGGACAAAUGGAGGUUACAUUGAAACACUUCCAUUGUAAGUGAAUGGGGCCAAUUUUUGGAGGGUUCAAAGGCAGAAAUGUGAAGCUUAUCAUUUUAUAAAAGCUCUUACAUUAAUUCUUCUGUUAAAACUCCUGUAUUAUUUGAGCUGUAAAGUUGUUUAAAUCAUAAUUUUUACAGUUGUUUUAGGGUUUGUUGAAAAUUAUAUAAUUGUCCAUAACUUUACACAGAAAUGGUUUGUAAGUGAUUUUAUCACACAUUAUGUCUUGUGGUUAUACUUCUGAAUCAGUAUUUUAAUGUUUAUGCAUUUGGCUCCAUUCACUUCCAUUGUAAGAGCCUCACUGUAACCCAGAUCUUUUUUUUUUUUUUUUAAGGAGGGACAAGUCAACUUUUUGUGGUAAAUCAAUAUUAUGCCAUAAAUGCUGUCGAUUGAGCUUAACUUGUAUUGAACAUGGAACAUUAUUUAAGUUAACCUUUUUGCAAAAUGCACAAUAAAAAGUUUAAUUGUAUGAUGUCA
This is a messenger RNA of Myxocyprinus asiaticus (Chinese sucker), 5799 nucleotides long. Its product is annotated as KN motif and ankyrin repeat domain-containing protein 3-like. Gene Ontology annotation, cellular component: cytoplasm; cytoskeleton. The transcript is spliced from 11 exons. Gene Ontology annotation, molecular function: protein binding. NCBI's taxonomy places the organism in Eukaryota, Metazoa, Chordata, Actinopteri, Cypriniformes, Catostomidae. Gene Ontology annotation, biological process: negative regulation of actin filament polymerization. The record is from RefSeq and is a predicted model, not a curated record. Bases 270 to 3038 code for a protein of 922 amino acids.